This is a messenger RNA of Bolinopsis microptera, 1189 nucleotides long. RefSeq lists its product as uncharacterized. The transcript is spliced from 4 exons. Lineage: Eukaryota; Metazoa; Ctenophora; Tentaculata; Lobata; Bolinopsidae. Gene Ontology annotation, biological process: chromatin remodeling; DNA-templated DNA replication. Gene Ontology annotation, cellular component: nucleus; CHRAC. Gene Ontology annotation, molecular function: protein heterodimerization activity. Bases 24 to 416 code for a protein of 130 amino acids. The record is from RefSeq and is a predicted model, not a curated record.
UAUUACAUUUAUUGAGGUUUAGCAUGGCAGAAGAAAACGGUGUACAUGAGCUAUCACGAGAAGAGAACAAAUGUUUGACUCUCUUACCACUGUCCAGGAUUAAAAACAUCAUGAAACAGUGCCCUGAUAUCAACGCGAUAAGUCAAGAAUCACUAUUCAUCAUUACCAGGGCUACAGAAUUGUUUGUCGAACUUAUGACUAGAGAAGCAUACGAUGUAAUGGAUGAAAGCUACAAGGUAUCAGGAGGAAGAAUGAAUGAGGUGGUGUAUAAAGACCUGGCGAGCGUAGUGGACAAGUACGACUGUCUUAUGUUCCUCUCGGACAUUGUCCCCCAGAAGAUUACUGUCAGAGAGUACUACAAGAUACUGCAGGAGGAGGACAGUGCGCAGUCAGAAAGUGCUGAUAGCGCAGCAUAGCACUCUGUGCGAGGGGAAGUCACAAUGUGCUAGAAACAAAAAGGACUAUUUUUAAUCGUUUGAAUUACAUUACAUUUUUAAUAUUGUUAAAUUGCUACUAUUCUGUCAGUCACUAUGUUUAGAUGCAGUAUAUGGGUAAUUUUUAGAAUAGAGGCCGAGGGCCUCGCGACAAUAUAUAACUUUUGUUGAUCAUUAUUUACUGAGUUUCGAAUUAAGCCUUAUUUAAAAUGUAUCGUCUCGUUUCUCCCCAUUUGCCGUUUGUACGCUGCAUGUAAGCUGUAUGUACAUUGCAUUGUAUGCACACGCUAAAAAUAACAUGCUAUAAAAUUACUCACUAUCAUAUACAUGUAGUGAACACAUGACCUAAAGACUCAUUCUCUCACAAACAUGCUUGUUAGGAAAUACAGCAUUUUGUACGAUCAAGCUUAUAAUGUAAAAUCAAUCUGCGGCACGUCUUGCAUUUUACCUAAAGGUUGUAUAUAAUAUGCUACAUGGUCAGUAUGCCAACGUUCGUGUUUGUGCCAUGCUCGUAACAUAGUCAUUUUUCAUGUUUGAGACUUUUCACUUUUCACUACUACAUUCAACAUUCAAUUGUGUAUACUCGUUGACAUCCAGCUGCCAGCAUGACUCCUAUUUAGCGAUACGACAUCCAGUAUGACUCCUAAUUAGUGAUACAACAUCAAGCAUGUCUCCUAAUUAGCGAUGCGACAUCCAGCAUGACUCCUAAUUAGUGAUACGACAUCCAGUAUGACUCCUAAUUAGCGAUACGACAU